UUCAGAAAUCUGGAAGAUUAAGGUAAAUCGCUUUGGAAUGUUCAUAUGUAAUUUUAUUUCACUUCAAUCGUUCCAAACUUUAUCAUACUGUGCAUAGUAUUCUGGAGGCAGUAAUUUAUGGGGAAGUUCAAUAAUUCUAUUAAUUUGCUGAAGAACUCAGUCCAGUUUCUAUAUCAACAACGUGGUUUGCAUACGGCGCGUGGGAUGGCCUGCAGCCGAUUCGAAUAUGUUAAAAACUACGAACAAGACGAUAGUAUCCUGCCUAAUGUUUGGAUCGUUAUACGUUUGGACGGCAAGGGCUUUCAUACAUUUUGUAAAGCUCACAAUUUUGCCAAGCCGAAUGACGCAAAUGCUCUGAAUUUAAUGAAUACGGCCGCAGUAAGUGUCAUGGAAGAAUUUCGUGAUAUAACACUGGCUUACGGCCAAAGUGAUGAGUACUCAUUUGUUUUCCGCAAAGAAACUAAUGUCUUUAAUCGGCGUGCAGCUAAGCUUCUUUCAUAUGUUACCAGUUUAUUCACUUCAGCAUAUGUAUUUAACUGGAGCAGGUGGAUGAGUAGUAAGUCUUUGCUGUAUCCUCCAUGUUUUGAUGGACGUAUUGUUUUGUAUCCAUCGGAUCAGAAUUUGCGCGACUACCUCAGCUGGCGACAAGCGGAUGUUCACAUUAAUAACUUAUACAAUACAGCGUUUUGGAAUUUGGUAUUAGAAUCGGGUCUAAGUAAUCAAGAAGCUGAAGCAGAACUACGCGGGACAUUUUCCGCAGACAAAAAUGAAAUGCUUUUCACGAAGUUUGGCAUUAAUUAUAACAAUCUCCCAGUUAUGUUCCGAAAAGGCACUGUACUUCUAAGAAAAAGAGUAAAAACUGAGGGCGAUGGUGGUCUGAAUAGACAACUAAUUGUGCCUCAUCACGAUGACAUGAUACGUGAGAAGUUUUGGAAAGAUCAUAGUGAAUUACUAGGAAAGUACAAGCCGGGCGAUUAUGUAUGUGCCGCCGAAGAUAUACCCCCUGUGCUCCUAAGUCAGAUUGAAAAGCUGAAUUUAGAUGAAGAUAAAGGGAAAGUCGGCGAAAAUUACAGUUAGCAUUAAAAUGUUAAGUAGAAUUAUACUGGUUUUGAAAUAAAAAUUCAUUUUAAUCGGUAUGCUAGGUAUCUAUUGUAUAGUUCUCAAUUACAU
Messenger RNA from Rhagoletis zephyria (snowberry fruit fly), 1170 nucleotides. RefSeq names its product tRNA-histidine guanylyltransferase (gene THG). Lineage: Eukaryota; Metazoa; Arthropoda; Insecta; Diptera; Tephritidae. Gene Ontology annotation, biological process: tRNA modification. Gene Ontology annotation, molecular function: magnesium ion binding; tRNA guanylyltransferase activity. The record is from RefSeq and is a predicted model, not a curated record.